Messenger RNA from Carcharodon carcharias (great white shark), 1062 nucleotides. Its product is annotated as adenylate cyclase, terminal-differentiation specific-like. The record is from RefSeq and is a predicted model, not a curated record. The transcript has 5 exons. NCBI's taxonomy places the organism in Eukaryota, Metazoa, Chordata, Chondrichthyes, Lamniformes, Lamnidae.
AUGCAUGUGCAGGGGAAACAUUUCUCAGGUGCGAUUGAGUUAAAGGAAAACAAAAGCCGAAUGAAGCGGAUGCUGGAAAUCCGAAUGGAAAAAGCAACAACAGCAGCAGCAGCAAAAGCAGCAGCACCAGCAGCAGAAAAACCAACAGCACCAGCAGCAGGAACAGCAGCAACAGUUGCAGCAGCAACAUUAGCAGCACCAGCAACAGCAGCAGCAGCAACACCAGCACCCGCACCAACAUCAGCAACAGCAGCAGCACCAGCAACAGCAACAGAAGAACAGCAACACCAGCAACAGCAACAGCAGCAGCAUCAGCACCAGCAGCAGAAAAACCAGCAGCACCAGCAGCAGGAACAGCAGCAACAGUUGCAGCAGCAAAAUCAGCAGCACCAGCAACAGCAGCAACAGCAGCAGCAGCAACAACAGCAACAACAGCAGCAGCAGCACCAACAACAGCAGCAACAGCAGCAGCAGCAGCCACAUCACCAGAAACAGCAGCAGAAGCCACAGCAGCAGCAGCAACAGCAGCCACGGCAACAGCAGCAGCAGCAGCAACAACACCCGCAACAACAGCAACAGCACCAGCAGCAACAACAGCAGCACCAGCGGCACCAACACCAGCAGCAACAGCAGCAACAGCCACAACACCAGCAGCAACUGCAGCAGCAGCCACAGCACCAGCAAGAACAGCAGCUACGGCAACAGCAGCAGCAACAGCACCAAUAGCAGCAACAACAGCAACAGCACCAGCAGCAACACCAGCAGCACCAGCGGCACGAACAGCAGCAGCAACAGUCAGCAGCAGCCACAUCACCAGAAACAGCAGCAGAAGCCACAGCAGCAGCAGCAACAGCAGCCACGGCAACAGCAGCAGCAACAGCACCAACACCAGCAACAACAGCAACAGCACCAUCAGCAACACAAGCAGCACCAGCGGCACUAACAGCAGCACAACAGCAACACCAGAAGCAGAAACAACAGCGAAAGCAGCAGCCGCCCCAGCAGCAACAGCAGCAGCAAGACCAGCAGCUGCAACAAUCACAUCAGCAAAACCAGCAGUAA